Mus pahari (shrew mouse) is the source of this 2995-nucleotide messenger RNA. RefSeq names its product armadillo repeat containing 3 (gene Armc3). The record is from RefSeq and is a predicted model, not a curated record. NCBI's taxonomy places the organism in Eukaryota, Metazoa, Chordata, Mammalia, Rodentia, Muridae. Gene Ontology annotation, molecular function: protein binding. The transcript has 20 exons. The coding region runs from base 234 to 2879 and encodes 881 amino acids.
GGAGGAGAUUUUGAGCCUUGUUAGACUUGCCUUGGCACAUCUGUGGUUCCUGCAGGAUUGAUCACCUUGGAGCUGGACAAAGGGAGCCUUGGAGCUAAGAACCAAUUCCGGGUAGAGCACGCAUGCGCAGCCCAGUGUCGCCUAGCAACAAGCAUCAACACUGACCCUCAGAGGCCAGUGUAGUUUGCCACACGUAAGGAGCCACUGCUUCUUGAGACUUGACUCCGCGCAGGAUGGGUAAAAAAAUAAAGAAGGAAGUUGAACCUCCCCCUAAGGAUGUGUUUGACCCACUCACAACUGAAAUCAAAAAAGCGGCCACUGUGGUACUGAUGCUCAAGUCUCCAGAGGAAGACAUCUUAGCCAAAGCUUGUGAAGCCAUCUAUAAGUUUGCUCUGAAAGGUGAGGAGAAUAAAGCAACUCUCCUUGAACUUGGAGCUGUGGAGCCUUUGACCAAACUGCUCACCCACGAAGACAAAAUUGUGAGAAGAAACGCUAUGAUGAUCUUUGGUAUUCUGACUUCUAACAGUGAUGUCAAGAAGCUCUUGAGAGAGUUAGAAGUUAUGAAUUCUGUGAUUGCUCAGCUCUCCCCAGAAGAAGAAGUCGUCAUCCAUGAGUUUGCUAGUCUUUGCCUUGCGAACAUGUCUGCAGAAUACACAGGGAAAGUACAGAUACUUGAGCAUGGUGGGCUGGAGCCACUCAUCAGACUGCUGAGCAGCUCGGACCCGGAUGUGAAGAAGAAUUCUAUUGAGAGCAUCUACAACUUGGUACAGGAUUUUCAGUGUCGGACUGCACUUCAAGAACUAAAUGCAAUCCCUUCGAUAUUAGAACUUUUGAAGUCAGAGUACCCCAUUAUCCAGCUGCUGGCUCUCAAAACUUUGGGUGUCAUCACAUGCGAUAAGGAGGCUCGGACGAUGCUGAAGGAAAAUCAAGGGCUGGACCACCUCACCAAGAUCCUGGAUACCAAGGAAUUGAAUGACCUUCAUGUGGAAGCACUCUCUGUGAUCGCCAACUGCCUGGAGGAUAUGGACACCAUGGUGCUGGUGCAGCAGACAGGGACCCUCAAAAAAAUCCUGUCAUUCGCAGAGAGCUCCACAAUUCCUGACAUUCAGAAGAACGCAGCCAAAGCUAUUGCCAAAGCAGCGUAUGAUCCUGAAAAUAGAAAAGUUUUUCACGAACAAGAGGUUGAAAAAUGCCUGGUGACUCUCCUGGGGUCUGACAGCGAUGGAACCAAGAUUGCUGCUUCCCAAGCUAUUUCAGCCAUGUGUGAGAACUUGAGCUGCAAAGAAUUUUUUAACACCCAGGGGAUUCCACAGAUAGUGCAGUUGCUCAGAAGCGACAAUGAGGAGGUGAGGGAAGCAGCUGCACUGGCCCUGGCAAACCUGACGACCAGCAGCCAUGCAAAUGCCAAUGCUGCUGCAGAAGCAGAUGCCAUUGACCCGCUGAUUAACAUCCUGUCGAGCAAGCGGGACAGAGCUGUUGUCAAUGCUGCCACAGUGCUGACCAACAUGGCCACACAAGAGCCUCUGCGAGCUAUCAUCCAGAACCAUGAAGUAAUGCACGCACUGCUGGGCCCCCUACACUCCACCAACACCUUGGUGCAGAGUACCGCAGCACUCACCGUGGCUGCCAUUGCCUGCGAUGUGGAAGCCCGCACAGAGUUGAGGAACUGCGGUGGUCUGGAGCCCCUGGUUGGGCUCCUGCACUCCAAGAAUGUCGAGGUACGAAGGCAUGCCAGCUGGGCUGUGAUGGUCUGUGCCGGCGAUGAGCUGAUGGCUGUUGAGUUAUGCAGGCUCGGGGCCCUAGAUAUCCUUGCAGAAAUUAAUCAAUCAUUAAGCCGGAAAAAUAAAUUCAGUGAGGCAGCCUAUAACAAAUUGCUAAACAACAAUCUUUCUCUGAAAUACAGCCAGACUGGCUAUUUGUCAUCAAGCAACAUAAUUAGCGAUGGAUUCUAUGAUUAUGGUCGGAUAAAUCCUGGCACCAAACUUUUGUCACUGAAGGAACUGUGCUUACAGGAACUGAAUGAUCGACGUGCUAUUCUAUUAGUCAACAAUAAAUCUGAUACCUCUCCACCUCCGUCUAUGGAGGAUAAAUCGUCAGACGUUGGCUAUGGACGAAGCAUUUCUUCUUCAUCUUCCUUAAGAAGGGCAAGCAAGGAGAAGGCCAAUGCUGGAUUUGGAUCUCCCACAGAAGAAAAAUCAGAGCCAGCAUCAGGCCGGAACACUGUCCUUAGCAGGGGUGUCACCAAAGAGAAGGGAGCAAGUAAAAAGAAAAGUAGACUUCAGUUGAUUUGUUCCUCUUACCUUCUGUGGAAAGGGAAAGGAAAAAAAGAAGAAGAGAAAGUGAAAGAGGAAGAAGAGAUCCUGGCAGUGCCCAAGCUCAUGGAAGGCAUCCCUGAAAAAGAGUGGUACCCACCUCCUGACCCUGAGUUCUGUGUGUAUGUACUUGAGGUGACCAAGUCAAUACUGCCCAUUGUCAACAUUAAGGAACAGAUUGAGGUUCUUGCCAAGUAUGUGGCAGAUAAAAUGGGCGGUAAGAUUCCAAAAGAGAAGCUAGCCGAUUUCAGCUGGGAACUUCAUGUAAGUGAGUUGAAAUUUCAACUGAAAUCCAAUGUCGUGCCAAUUGGAUACAUCAAGAAGGGAAUCUUUUAUCAUCGAGCGUUGCUUUUCAAGGCACUGGCUGAUAAAAUCGGGGUAGGCUGCAGCCUGGUGCGUGGUGAGUACAGCCGAGGGUGGAAUGAAGUGAAGCUGGUGAACGAGGCUCGGAAAGGCGUGAUCGGGAACCUGCCCCCACCCGAAGAUUACAUCGUGGAUCUCAUGUUUCACCCGGGGAGCCUGCUGAAGCUGCGCAGCAAAGAGGCCGACCUCUACUGCUUUCUGUAGUCACCAGAGGAACACAAGAGCACCCAAGCCAGCAAUUGUCUUCACAUGUUUUCUAAGGGGGGCUUUUGCCGAUUAGAUAAUUUCAAAUAAAAGUAUUAGAAAUGGUUCUGUGUAGA